GGGGAGCAGUUAAUUAGUGUUAGGCUAACUUUAAGUUUCCACUUUAAAACGUAUAUGCAACAUGCAUUUGGGUCACUUAGUUCUGGGAAGUUUUAUAUUCCAGUUAAAAAAAAAUACAAUACAUAUUAUGUAUUAACAUAUUGGAAUUACGUUUCCAAGUACCUUACUGUGAUAUUGUUCAACUUCAUCUGGUUAACCAUUACAUUUGCAUAUCGACCCGAUAGCCAAUCGUAUUAUGCUCCACUAUCCUUGGCUGACAUUUACCAUUACAUCAGGCCUUUCUGCAUUACGAAUGACAUCUGACAUUUGGAUAGCGUCGCAUCUGUAAUAUUUAUGCACGUAAUGCGCGCGCUGCGAAUGUAUCUUUGUAUCUCGCAGAUGCCAUUACAUUUACGAGCAUGCCGCAUGACAAAGAAGCUUUUUCCUGUCUGUCUGUCCUUCAUCGUCAAAAUCUUGAUAAAUUUCUAGACAAACAGCUUUAAGCUAGAAGCAAAAUAUGAUUCUUUGCAUUUUAAUCUGUGACCAAAAGAACUUUUUGUGGCAAUGAUAAGUGAUGGUAAGAAUAAAUUUAACACGAAGUCAUAUAAUGUUUUUAUAUAUUUUAAUAUUUUUCGGUGUUGUUUACCAAUUAAAUUAAAUUACGCACGUUAAUAGCCCUAAUGUAAACAUUUUCUUUCAUAAUCAUAAUCAUAGUCAUAAUUAUUAUUCCAUUAAAACGAAAUAUUUCUGAUCGAUAAAUUUUGAAAUCCAAUUUUGUGUACCAUAAAUUUUGCCCGUGGCUAAUAGAUUUCAGUUCGUCAGAGUCUAUCGAUAUAACAUGAUGUGCACGAAGCUAACUUUAGUAUUUUCUUUACUGGUGCUCAUGUUAAUGGUAAAAGAGAUAACACCCCGAGUGGAGUUUACGAACUUUAAGUGUAGGUCAGUGAACAAAGAUUUUGCGGAAUUUACGCAAUGCACUCUGAAAUCGAUAAAUCGAACAUAUAAAUAUAUUUCGGGAAGGGUAACCCUGUAUAAACUGCCAAUUACCAAAGCACGGGUCAACUUUGGAUUGUACAAAAGGUUUAAUGGUUACAGGCCGUUUUUAUACAAUCAAACUAUAGAUGCUUGCCAUUUUUUCAAACAUCAAAAGGCAAAUCCCGUAGCAAAGUAUUUCUUUGACAUGAUUAAGGAGUUUUCCAACUUAAACCACUCCUGUCCAUAUAAUAGCGAUAUUAUUGUGGAAAAACUUUCCACCGAUACGGUUAAUCACCAUGUUACGAAAAUUCUCCCUUACCCGGAAGGUGAUUACAUGUUAGAGACUCAUUGGAUGUUAAAUGAUAUUUUUUCCGCAGUAAUUCAAGUGUAUCUAACUCUGUUCUAA
Molecule: messenger RNA, 1360 nt
Organism: Drosophila sechellia
Lineage: Eukaryota; Metazoa; Arthropoda; Insecta; Diptera; Drosophilidae
Exons: 4
Coding region: 818-1360 (180 amino acids)
Source: RefSeq, a predicted model, not a curated record